AUGCCCGUCAUCCGACUUGCCAGCCGAGGCACCUUGAACGACCCUAAAGAUCGGGGCGCGAUUUCUGAGAUGCUGCCAUCAAGAGGUGAAGACCAGGAAAACGUCUGGAGCAUCCUGGGUCAACACCUUUUUGGACAGAACCUGAACCUGAUCUUCUCCGAUGCGGUACACUCGCCCAAUGCCGUGCAUUUCGAGCAUCGAAUGUGGAGGAAGUACGGCCUUCUACCAGGCCUGAGCACCGGAAAAAGCCACGCACCGCUGGCUGUGGUUUGGGACGACUGCCAGCAAGGUUUGCUUGCCUGUGCCAUCCUGCAGGUCAUCCAGCAGCUGGUCGCAGAUACUCUUGGCCACGAGAGUUUGGCCUUGGCACCCACAUGGCUCAGCGUUUGCCUUGGCUCCUUCUCCAUCCUGGGCUCCUGGGGUCCCGGCUACAGGAGCCACAAGGUGUGUCUCUUCACGAACUAUGCGAUCUUCGAUGCUCCACGGGCACAGACAGAUCCAUUCGACCCAAGUGAUCAAGCUACGAUUGGUGGCUGGAUGGUAUCUGACAACGAUCUGGUCUGUUUCGCGCGGGGAGAAUGGGCAGUACUUCAGGAACCCAGGUUCUGGGAGAAGUUUGCGUCCGCCAGUGGCUGCGGGACAGAAGCGUAG
This is a messenger RNA of Symbiodinium necroappetens, 651 nucleotides long. The record is from the annotation of a GenBank genome assembly. Lineage: Eukaryota; Dinophyceae; Suessiales; Symbiodiniaceae.